Molecule: messenger RNA, 1624 nt
Organism: Radiomyces spectabilis
Lineage: Eukaryota; Fungi; Mucoromycota; Mucoromycetes; Mucorales; Radiomycetaceae
Product: putative adenylate kinase
Exons: 10
Coding region: 52-1425 (457 amino acids)
Biological process (GO): nucleobase-containing compound metabolic process
Cellular component (GO): cytoplasm; mitochondrion
Molecular function (GO): AMP kinase activity; ATP binding
Source: RefSeq, a predicted model, not a curated record
UUUCUUUCUUGUUCUUGCACUUCUUUAUUAUUGUAUUUUUCCGUCUUUGUAAUGUCACUUAUCAGAACGGUUCGCUGUCUAUUCCCUAAUUCGCGGCAAAUUGCCCAAUACGCUAGAUACCGUCGCCCUGGCCUACACGCUAACUGCCCCUACAGUACGGCUUUACAUCCAAUUUCUAUCACUUCGAGACAAAAUCACAUCGCUACGGCUCCUCAACCUAGUCCUGCGCAAGGGGAUGGAGAAGAACAAAGAGCCUCUGAAAUUCGAGACGCCAAAUUGGUGUUUAACGAGGCGUGGAGGAAUAUCGAAUCAUAUUACGGCAGGGAAAAUAUCCGUUUACCAAGAGAGUUUUUCUUUUUGAUGGGAGCGCCUGGCUCAGGUAAGGGCACCCACACGCCAUCUAUUAUGCGUGCACGUGGCAUCACCAAUCGACCGAUUUCCGUUUCGCAACUGCUGCAAAAACCGGAAUACCGUGAUCUCAUCAAUCGAGGCCAGAUGGUGUCUGAUCGAUUCGUCAUUGAGGUCAUACUCCAUGCCAUGCUAAAUUGUGAUCCGUCCGUGGGCGUGUUGGUGGACGGAUUUCCUCGCACCAACGUACAAGUGGAAGCUUUAAAGUUUUUACAUGAAAAAAUGACCGAGUUACGACGUGAGUUUUAUCACACGGAUCGUCGUGAUCAGUUCCCACGACCUGUGUUCCGUAUUUGCGUACUGUACGUGGAUGAAGAAGUGUCGGUGCAAAGACAGUUGGACCGAGGAAGGAAGGUCCGUCAACAUAAUAUUCAAGUUCGAAAGACGGGCCAGGGACAGUUGCUGGAAGAGCGCGUGACGGACAGUGAUGAAAUGGUUAUCCGUGAACGAUACAACUUAUUCAGGGAAUACUACGAUUCGUUGCUCAAGCUGUCAAAGAUUUUUCCUUUCCGUUUGAUCAAUGCUUCCGGUUCCAUUAAAGAAGUGAUGCAAAUUAUACUCAAAGAAUUUGAAUACCAAUCGUCACUGGAGCUGGAUUCUGAUACUUACGAUGCCAUCGCCCAUAUACCCCUUGCUACGGAAAUCGGAAUUCAUGCGAGACAGGACCUCAUCGGCCGUCUCGAAAACUAUCAAGAUAUAGAACCUAAUGUGUUAAAACGGGCUAUCCGGUAUAUCGAUCAGCAUGUCAUACCUCAGGUGACUCGUCAUUCUUUCAGUGGCCAUGUUAUGAUUCGCACUGAGGAUCCACAGCUGAAUGACAGUCAUUUUGUUAAUAUCAUUAUGGAUGUAUUAUCGGAACGAGGUUAUCACGUUUCAUUUGACAGUCAUAUCCAGUAUAUCCCUACUUCUGUCAAUAUCAAGACGGGCAAAAUCAAUCUUAAAAAGCACCACGUCCACGUGAUGAAUGUUAAUUUUCCCAAACACUAUAUCCGUGCAUUGGAACAGAAGUUUGAUUAGAUAAGAGGAAGCGCCUUCCCCUCAUUUUUAUGUAACUCUUUCCUUUUCCCCAUAACCGUUCAUUUCCGAUAGAGUAUGUUAGAAUUAAUUUCAACCACCCUCUCUUCAUGUCAAUAUGUACCUUUAAUAUAUAUGCAUUUCCUCAUCAGAAAAUCUUGCUAGUAGGAUAUACUGACCAUGACAACGUAACUGACGGGCA